This is a messenger RNA of Pollicipes pollicipes, 483 nucleotides long. RefSeq lists its product as uncharacterized. Bases 1 to 483 code for a protein of 160 amino acids. Lineage: Eukaryota; Metazoa; Arthropoda; Thecostraca; Pollicipedomorpha; Pollicipedidae. The transcript is spliced from 3 exons. The record is from RefSeq and is a predicted model, not a curated record.
AUGGAGACCGACAGCGUGUUCUGGGGGGUGUCGCGACCAACGGCGCACCGUCCGGGCCUGGCCGACUGGCAGGUGGUGGCCCAGUCGGCCCGGAGCCUGGCUCGGGUACUGCUCGCUGACCGGCCACCGGCUGCACCUCCGGACGGCCCGCUCCCAGUCCGGCACCGCAGUCCGGCCGACGGCGACCGGCCCGACGACUGCCUCGUCAUCGGCCAGAGCCCGUGCCUGGCGACCAACAGGAUGGACCUGGCCGAGUACGAGCCGGUGCGGCAGGGUGCAGUGAGUACCGCGCCAUCCAAUCCCCAGUCCUCCGCCGACCGGCCACUCGGCGUCGACCUGGGCAACGCUGACGUGCACGCCAUCGACCUGGCGUUCGAGAUGCUGGACCGCGAGCUGUUCGAGAUGAUAGCGUUCAAGACCAACGCGCACGCCCGUCGCCGCCGCGACACGGAGCCCUUGCUGCACGACUGGGAAGGACACUGA